Molecule: messenger RNA, 1667 nt
Organism: Panicum virgatum (switchgrass)
Lineage: Eukaryota; Viridiplantae; Streptophyta; Magnoliopsida; Poales; Poaceae
Product: thioredoxin reductase NTRA
Exons: 2
Coding region: 122-1210 (362 amino acids)
Biological process (GO): removal of superoxide radicals
Cellular component (GO): cytoplasm
Molecular function (GO): thioredoxin-disulfide reductase (NADPH) activity
Source: RefSeq, a predicted model, not a curated record
CCCAUUCCCCGGCCCAGACCGGCCCGGCCCGCAGCCACCGAGCCGAACUGCCCCCCAACCCCGCCGCCUCCUCCGCCCCUUCGGUUCGGCGUCCUCCGCCGCCGCCGCGCCGCCGGGCUUGAUGACCCUCUGCUCCAAGCUCCUCGCGCUGCUCCGCAAGUCCCGCACGCUCACCACCGCCGCCGCCGCGACGGCCUCCGCGACGGCCAACGGGAUGGAGGAGGCGGCGGCGGGCCCGCUGCGCACGCGCGUCUGCAUCAUCGGCAGCGGCCCCGCCGCGCACACGGCGGCCGUCUACGCCGCGCGCGCCGAGCUGAAGCCCGUGCUCUUCGAGGGCUGGCUCGCCAACGACAUCGCCGCGGGGGGCCAGCUCACCACCACCACCGACGUCGAGAACUUCCCGGGGUUCCCCGAGGGCAUCCUCGGCGCCGAGCUCAUGGACCGCUGCCGCGCGCAGUCGGCCAGGUUCGGGACCAAGAUCCUCACCGAGACCGUCACCUCCGUCGACUUCUCCGCCCGCCCCUUCCGCGUCGCCUCCGACGACACCGUCGUGCACGCCGACGCCGUCGUCGUCGCCACCGGCGCCGUCGCGCGCAGGCUGCACUUCGCCGGCUCCGACGCCUUCUGGAACAGGGGCAUCUCCGCCUGCGCCGUCUGCGACGGGGCCGCGCCCAUCUUCCGGAACAAGCCCAUCGCCGUCGUCGGAGGCGGGGACUCCGCCAUGGAGGAGGCCAACUUCCUCACCAAGUACGGCUCGAGGGUCUACAUCAUCCACCGCCGCAACGCCUUCCGCGCGUCCAAGAUCAUGCAGGCCCGCGCGCUCUCCAACCCCAAGAUCCAGGUCGUCUGGGACUCCGAGGUCGUCGAGGCCUACAGCGGCGCAGAAGGCGGGCCGUUGGCAGGCGUCAAGGUCAAGAACGUCGUCAGCGGCCAGGUCUCCGACCUACAGGUUGCCGGGCUCUUCUUCGCCAUCGGGCACGAGCCGGCGACCAAAUUUCUUGGAGGGCAGCUCGAGCUGGAUUCCGAUGGGUAUGUGGUGACAAAGCCCGGCUCCACGCACACCAGCGUCAAAGGGGUCUUCGCCGCCGGGGACGUCCAGGACAAGAAGUACCGCCAGGCCAUUACUGCCGCUGGAUCAGGUUGCAUGGCUGCUUUGGAUGCAGAGCACUACCUGCAGGAGGUUGGAGCACAGGAAGGGAAGACCGAUUGACUAUAUCUGGGCCAAGCAGCUUGCAGCCCUACGAAAACUCCACCGUUGAUGCAAAAAGCUGCUCUCUAAUGUAUUAUGGUAUAAGCAGUAGAUAUUUUUGGUCUUAGGCCUCAAAUUACGAUACAUUGGAAAUUGAUUCAUUUGAGCGUGCACAAGCUUUGCAUCGAUUAUUUCGAAUCAGUUACUAGUUAAUUACACUAUACAAGUUUGUGCUUCCGGGUGUGGAAGAAGGCACCGGUGGUGCUGAUGCUAUCAGUAUUACGCUUAUGAUUGGCAAAUGAGCUUCGAAGGCAGAUUCUUCUAGCCAUGGCCAAGGACAACCGCCAUUGGGUGCUUUGGUAGGGUUUUCUGCAUUGGCGAUUGAUGUAUUGCAACCAAUUGUAUUGCUUGGGAAUGUUUGACGGUGUGUAUCCGUUAAAAGCAUUAUUAGAAAAAAAGUAUUAGAAAUGUUUUCAUA